Rotaria socialis is the source of this 1488-nucleotide messenger RNA. Lineage: Eukaryota; Metazoa; Rotifera; Eurotatoria; Philodinida; Philodinidae. The record is from the annotation of a GenBank genome assembly.
AUGACUCUAUCGAAUAUUUAUAAUCAAAUGCCAAAACGUUAUUUACUUAGUUUAUUGGGAUUUUUCGGAUUAUUCAAUGCAUUUAUCUUACGAUCGAAUCUGUCAAUUGCAAUUGUCGCAAUGAUUACUCCAACGAUCGUAAAAACUUCUGCGAAUACGACGACAAUAAUACCAGCUGCCUUUAAUUGGAGUACAACAACACAAGGUUAUAUUCUUUCGUCAUUCUUCUACGGCUAUGCUUUUGCUCAAAUACCAGCUGGACUUUUAGCAACAAGAUUUGGUGGAAGAAUUUUAUUCGGUGGUAGUGUUGGCUUGUGUGCCUUCCUAACUCUAUUUACACCAUUAUGUGCUCAGUGUGGAUCAGGAACAUUAAUAUUCUUACGAGUUCUCGAAGGUCUUAGCUCAAGCUGCGUAUAUCCAUCAUUACAUGCUAUAUGGUCGAUAUGGGCACCAAAAACGGAUAAAUCAAAGCUGGCAACAUUUACAUUUUCGGGAGGUUAUAUUGGUACAUUUGUAACGAUGCUUUUCGGUGGUGUUAUUGCUACUGAUUGCUCAUGGGAAUGGGUAUUUUAUAUAUCAGGAAUUUUGGCUCUUGCAUGGACAGUAGUUUGGUUUUAUGUGACAGCCGAGUCACCGUCAACUCAUCCGACAAUAUCACAUGAAGAAGCAAAAUAUAUUGAAGACAACAUGGAUCAAGCGAUAUCACGCAAACAAACAAUUCCUUGGAAAUGUAUCCUAACAUCCUUACCAGUAUGGGCAAUUAUUGCGGCGCAUUUCGGAACAAAUUGGGCUAUCUAUACAAUGUUUACUGAAUUACCAACUUUUCUUGUCAAAUCGCUUGGCUUUCGUGUUGAUACGGCUGGUAUAUUAGCUGCUCUCCCUUGGUUGCCAGUAGCUAUAUCAGUGUAUGGAGCAGGCUUUAUUUCAGAUAAAUUGACUGAAAAAUAUUCAACCUUAUAUGUUCGAAAAUUCAUUAUGUCUAUAUCUUUUAUUGUAAUGAUAUUGGGUUUUCUUGCCGUAACUUUAUUGGACGCUAAACAUCGUGCCUUAAUUAUGAUUGGUAUUAUAGUUGUGAUUGGUACAUGUGGUCCUGCUUGGGCAAGUUUCGGUGUUAAUCAUCUCGAUAUUGGUGGACAUUAUGCAGCUGUUCUCAUGGGUAUAUCAAAUUGUAUUGGAUCGACACCAGGUUUCAUUGUACCAGUUAUCACAGGUUACAUUGUUCAAAAUCCGGAAUUGAAACGUGAAUGGAAUGCAGUAUUCAUUAUCUCGAUCUUAAUUUGUGUAUUAGCUAUCAUGUUUUAUACAUUUUUCGCUGCCGGUGAAUUACAAGUAUGGGCGUCAAAUAGUGCUGAUGAAUAUCAACAUGUUCUCAACAAUCCAAUAUCAUCGCGAGAUAUUAGUGAACGCAGUGGUUUAAACGAAAAGAAUAUUGAUGAUUUGACAGAUCGUCUCAAAGCCGAGAUUCACGAUGAAAAGAAUGCCGAGUGA